AUGUCGUACACAUUCUCCAUACUGUCGCCCCUCGAUGUCCCUCUAUUCACGCAUGACUUUGGCACCUCACGCAGCGGUGGCACGGGCGUUGCGAAUUACACACCCGCCGAACGCGCGCUCGUUCCAUUCAUCUUACACUCCUCACUCGACAUAGUCGAAGAAGUACAAUGGGGCCCUUCCACAUCCAGCGGCUCAGCGCCCAUGUAUCUCAAGCACAUCGAUAAAUACCAGAACUGCUUUGUGUCGUGCUGGAUCACUGGCGGCAACACACGCUUCCUUCUGCUCACAAGACCACGGGACGAAAGUCUAGGACUGACAAGUGGAGGUGCUGGGGGCGCGAGAGGGAGUCUAGCGGGUGGAAGAGCUGCAUUGGGAGGAGGCGCUGGUCUAUAUAAUCCCAGUAGUCCAGCCACGGAAGAGGCAGUCAAGAACUUUAUGGUCGACGUAUACGAGGCUUGGGUCAAGACUAUCAUGAAUCCGUUCUUUGCGGUGGGCAACGGGGAGGUUAUCAAGAGUCCGGUCUUCAGGCAAAGGGUUGCAACUGCGGCAAAAAAGUAUCUAUGA
Molecule: messenger RNA, 564 nt
Organism: Alternaria atra
Lineage: Eukaryota; Fungi; Ascomycota; Dothideomycetes; Pleosporales; Pleosporaceae
Exons: 1
Coding region: 1-564 (187 amino acids)
Biological process (GO): endoplasmic reticulum to Golgi vesicle-mediated transport
Cellular component (GO): cytoplasm; TRAPP complex; nucleus
Source: RefSeq, a predicted model, not a curated record